AUGUCUUUGUACGAACUUGCCGACGGUAUUCUGGAGACUCACGUCACCUGGGACGAUGUGGAAGCGGAUAUUCAGAAGACACUGGGCACGAGGGCAAAGUUCGGAGAGAACAAGAAAGCGACCAAUAUCAGUGACAUGAAAGUGAGUAAAACUAUUAAGUUGUUGAAUUAAAGUACUAAUUUUAAGGGAUUCAUGUCCAGAAUUGCAUUGGUGGACGCUGAUUGGAUCAAUGUGGAGGAAGGAGUUGAAUUGCCACAAAGAUUCAUUGUGAAGGUGAGCGAAAUCGUUGAAAUACCCUGAAAUAGCCCAUUGAAAUUCCAGAUUUCAUCACAAAUACCUAUCAUAGCCAUGUCUAAAAUCAUGAAAUUCGACGGCGAGGAUGGAUUUGGAGAGGAAAAGCUGAAGAGCCUAUCGAAGUUAACCAGGGAAUGUCACAAUCGAGAAGUGGGAGCGUAUAAACUCCUCACAAAGUUCAACCACCCUGACAUCCCGUACACAAAGGUACACUAAUCACUUUCUCGUGAUACUAGUCGUCUGUAAUAUUUAGGUGUACACCUUGAAACCGUUCGAUGAUGAUCAAGAUCUGAAAGGCUACAUAAUAGCGGAUUACGUGCCGGACGUGCACCCAAUCAAGAUGUUCGAGUCGAUUCCGGCGGAUGAUCUCGUCUCGCUCGUCCGCGGAAUCGCCACGUUUUCAGCGCUCGGAGAGACUGUUACGGAGGAAGAGAAGAACUACGCGGGGGGACCCGAGUACCUCGACCUGCUCUUCGGACAGUUUAUGAACGAGAAAGGUCUCGAAAUCAACUUUGCCACUCUUCGGAAGGCGUUUAGUGAAGAAUAUCAGGAGAAAGUGGAGACACUCAUCAGGAUAUUUUGGCAGUACAGCUCCUCCUACAAAAGAUAUACAAAGAUUCAUGAGCUGCUCGGAUUCAAGUUAGUUCUGAAUCAUGGCGAUUUGUGGCAAUCGAACAUGAUCCAUACUUUGGAUGGAAACGGGAAACUCCAAUUGAAAGCUAUAAUUGACUGGCAGGCGUUGUCGAGAUUGCCGGCUGGAUUGGAUCUCUCGCGACUUCUGCUCGGAUGUCUCAGCACCGAAGAUCGUCGUGAACGAGGAGUCGAACUUUUGAAGUUGUACCACGAGACGUUCACUUUAACUCUUGGCAAAGAGCUCUUCUCGUUUCAGGAGGUACUCUUCAUUAACUAUUUUUGAUUUCCACUCCCAGUUUCCAGGUGUACGACUCUUAUCAGUUGUACCUGCCAAUGAUGUCGAUUAUGGUGCUGCCGGGAAUCGUGACAUUCUUCGAGUCGACUGAUUUGCCAGAAAGUGAAAAGGCAGAGCAAAGGAAAGAAGUGAUGGCGAAGGCGAUCGGAUUGUUGGAGGACACGCUCAAGGCGCACGACUACAACUUAAAGCACUUUUCCGAAUUUCUUCAGUUCUAG
Messenger RNA from Caenorhabditis sp. 36 PRJEB53466, 1440 nucleotides. Lineage: Eukaryota; Metazoa; Nematoda; Chromadorea; Rhabditida; Rhabditidae. The record is from the annotation of a GenBank genome assembly.